CAACUUUAGUCACUUAGCAACACCAUCUUGUAAAGAGCAUUCCUUUUAUAUUCCGUAUUCUUUGCUAAUUUUGCAGGAAUUACUGGGAUCGUGUUGCUUUUUUUCUUCUUUUUUGGAACCAGUUGUGCAUUAUCAUGGAAAUUGAUCAGCCUAUUCAAGCAGGUCCUGUGAAGGAUGAAAAUUUCAUUACAAAAUAUCAGGAUGCUGGUGCUGUGGUGAGUAAAUCAUUCCAUAAGCUCGCUCCCCUCUUUGUUCCUGGUGCUUCGGUGCGUGAACUAUGUGGUUUAGGUGACCAAUUCAUUGAAGAAAUGGUUGCACCUAUGUAUAAAUCAAAGCGAUAUGAAAAAGGUCUGGCUGAACCCACUAGCGUUUGCGUCAACAAUUGUGCCUUCAAUUAUUCUCCGGGUUCUGAAACGUUGGUUAACGGUGUCGAAAACUCUUAUCGUCUUAACAUUGGUGAUGUAACUAAAGUCGCGAUGGCUUGUCACAUUGAUGGUUACACUGCUAGUAUUUGUCACACUGUUGUGGUAACGCCGCCACCUCAACCUGGAAUGGGUCCUUACAUUGGUCCUGGAGCUGAUGCUAUCUGUGCUGCUCAUUUCGCUACCAAGAGCGUUGCGAAUAUGAUUUCCACUAUCGAUCCUUCAAAUCCUGUUACAGGUCCUAGAUUGCGUAAGCUUGUUGAAGACAUCGCCGCUCAAUUCCACGUUCAUGUUUCUCCAGGAUCUCGCAUUCGCCGUGUUGAUAGAUAUCUUGUUGGACAGAUAACUGUUGAUCGAUUGGAGGAAGAAAGAAACUCAAAGGCUGCAGUUGAGUGGCCUGCACCAGAAGAGGAAGAAGAAGAAGAGGCACAGAAGCGUGCUAUUGAUCCCUCGGAUCCUGCUGGUGAUAUGCUUGCAGAGUUGGACAACUGGCAUGUUAUGCCAAAAGAAGCAUGGCUUAUCGAUAUAUCUAUGUCUUCUAAACCAGUUGAUCACCUUAGAGAGCACCCAGAUUUAAAACCUACAGUCUACUUACAUGAUGUUAAUGUUUCCUAUAUGUUAAAGUUAAAGGCUUCUCGAGCUCUACUCUCUGAAAUUAAGGAGAAGAAAUCCGUUUAUCCAUUUCAUAUACGUUCUUUGACUACGGAGAGAAGCCUGCUGGGUUUAAAGGAAUUGGUGGACAGACACAUUCUUGUACCUUACCCUGUUAUGGUUGCUUCUCCUUCCACACUUAUUGCACGCGAGGAAUUAACAGUCGUCGCUAAGCCUAAUUCCUCAGCAGAUUUAUUCUGCUUAACUGUACCAACUCCUCCCAGUUAUAUCAAGAGUGAUUUUUCUUUGGUUGAGGGAACAGAUGCGUACAUGUUUAGUGAAGGUAUGCAAAGUCGUGUAAAGAUGGUUUCGCUCGAAUAAACGGAUACGCGAUGCUUUGUCGAAGCAAUAAGAAAAGCUUAAAAUUUAGAAUAUUUGAAAAGGUUGAAUUUUUUGGUUUAUGGAGAUUUUGUUAGGAUCAAUAAAUAAGGGUUUACUUGGUUGAAGUAGAUGUGGUUGAAACAAAAAAAGAAGAGAGCAUAUCAUCUGUCGUCAAUGCG
Molecule: messenger RNA, 1573 nt
Organism: Schizosaccharomyces octosporus yFS286
Lineage: Eukaryota; Fungi; Ascomycota; Schizosaccharomycetes; Schizosaccharomycetales; Schizosaccharomycetaceae
Product: ribosomal export complex protein Arx1
Exons: 3
Coding region: 135-1394 (419 amino acids)
Source: RefSeq, a predicted model, not a curated record